GAUGAAAUGUGAUUCUUUUUUGUUUGUUUUUUAUCGUGCAGUUGCGUGACUAGGCAGACCGGACUAGCAAAGAGCAAAAGCUAACCAAAGCAUCUUCCCUUUCCUCGCUCACAAGCAAAGCAUCCUCUUGCAACCACGGUGCACCUUCUGAUUCCUUCAGGUGGGUUUUGAUAUUGGUUCUUUCGCACAUUCUUGGUGUCCUCGUCUGCUGCCUCACCGACACCGGAGAGCCGAUUGAUCUCACCGGCGCCUGAGCAGACCGACGCCAUGGGCUCCCUGCUGAUGCCGCUGCUGAGCAGCGUGGCAGCCAAGGUGGGCGACGUGCUGGUGGGCGAGCUGCUGCGGGCGUGGGGCUGCACGCGGCCCACCGGAAGCUGGAGCGCCACCUCGCGGCCGUCCAGCACAUCCUGCUGGACGCCGAGGCGAAGAGCCGCACCAACCCCGCCGUCCGCGAGUGGGUCAGCGACCUCAAGACGGCCGCCUACCAGGCCGACGACGUCCUCGACAACUUCCGCUACGAGGCGCUGCGCCGCCGCGCACAGACCCGCCGCUCCAUGCCCACGACGCGCAAGGUGCUAAGCUACUUCACAGUCGAUAGUCCCAUCGUUUUCCGUCUUUCCAUGAGUAGGAGGAUGAAGGAUGUCCUUGAAAAGAUAGAUGAGCUGGUUGUGGAGAUGAACAAUUUUCACUUCCUUACGCAUACCGAGACACCAAGCAUUGAACACCCGCAAACACACUCUCGUGUUGAUGAAUCAGAGAUUGUCAGCAAACUAGAUGAGAAGGAACAGGUGGUGAAGAUAUUGCUCGAGAACCAAUGUGACAACAAUAAUGUCAUGGUGCUCCCAAUAGUUGGCAUGGGGGGAUUGGCAAGACCACCCUUGCUCAACUUGUGCACAAUGAUCAGAGAGUGAUGCAUCAUUUUGAGUUGGUCAUAUGGAUCUAUGUCUCUGACCAGUUCGUCGUUGAAGAAAUAAUUUGAUCUAUUAUAGAAAUGGCCACGAUGAAGAAGUGUGAAUUGACUAAGAUGGAGGCACUGCAAAAGGAACUUAGCCAAGUGUUGGGCAAGAAAAGGUACCUCCUAGUUCUGGACGAUGUUUGGAAUGAAGAUAGACAAAAGUGGGAUGAUCUGAGAUUAUUACUAUGCUCAGAUGCUGGCUCAGGUAGUGCUAUAAUUGUGACAAGCCGCGGCAAUCAAGUUGCUUCUGUCAUGGGAACAAUUCGUUCACAUCAGAUAUCACUUCUGAAUGAGGAUCAAUCAUGGGAGCUUUUCCACAGGAAUGCAUUUGUAGGGGAAGUGGAAAAGCAAGAUGAAUUGAUUUUAAUGGCUAGGAAUAUUGUCCAGAAGUGUAAGGGGUUGCCUCUUGCUAUCAAGACCAUUGCAGCUUUACUUCGUAUGGAGCAUCAUAAUGAGUGGUUUCCUGUUCUGGAUAGUGAUGUCUGGAAGAAUGAGAUCCUCAGAACUGGGUGUAUACCUGCAUUACAGCUAAGCUACGAUCACUUGUCACCCGAAGCAAAAAUAUGUUUUUCCUUCUGUGCUAUUUUCCCGAAGGGUAGCAUGCUCGAUAAAGACAUGGUGAUCCACUUAUGGCUUACCAAUGACUUCAUUGCAUCAGAAACAAGGGGCCAACAAAUUUUUGAAGUCUUGGUUUGGAGAUGUUUCCUCCAAGAUGUGAAAACUCAAGAGAAUCUGCUCUCCGUGUUUCGAGAUGAGUACAUCCACGGACCAACUACAUGCAAGAUGCAUGAUCUCAUGCAUGAUCUUGCUGAGUCCGUAAGCGGAAAUGAUUGCACAGUUCUUCAAAAGUACUCACCUAAUGAAAUUAUGCAAGGAUCCACACAUGCUAGUUUAUUACUACGUGAUGUUCGACAUUUGUCACUUGUUUCUAUCAAUAAUACUAGAGCAGCCAUGAAGGAUAUUAUAGCUCCCCGCACAAUAAUAUUCCAAAGGGAGUGGUUUGGAACUCCUCUGAUUAACAGAGUCAAAAUUCAUGUCCUUACGAGCAUUGAAGGUCUUCGCUAUCUAGAUUGUUCUUAUUCUCUUAUAGAUGCACUGCCAAAAGCCACUUCCAUGUUGUAUAGCUUGCAAACUCUAAAGCUCAUUGGUUGUGAAAAUCUCAAGAAAUUACCGGAAGGGAUGAGAUGCAUGAGCAGUCUUCGGCACGUCUUCCUCAUUGGCUGCAAGAACUUCAAGGAUCUUCCACCAUUAUGGCAGCUGCCCUCCCUCGUGUACUUGAGUUUGGAUGGUCUGCAUGACUUGACACGUAUAUGCAUUGGUAAUGUUGCAGACAAUGGGGAAUCCUGUAUGUGCCCACUGCUCUUUCCUAAAUUGGAAACCAUGAAAGUUUCCAGCAUGCCUAGGCUAGAGAGAUGGCACCAGGAGGCGACAGGGCAAGUAGCAGUCGUAUCAUUCCCUCGGCUCAAGAAGCUAAAGAUUUCUAAGUGUCCAAUGUUAGCAAGCAUGCCCAGGAUGCUCCCUUUGCUUGAAGAUCUAGAGGUGAAGUUGGCAACAAAGAUCCCCUUUUACCACAUGAUGAAUCAGUGUGUGCAAUCAAAUCUUGAGUGGAAAGGCUACAUUGAAGUGGAACCUGCUGGUUGGCUAAUGGGGGGCAUCCAUUUAUCGAGGUUUCGUGACUCUGAUGUGUCACUGGAAUUAAAAGAUCUCGUGGAAAAUGCAGAGCACUUUGAAGAGGCUGCAGCAAUAUAG
This is a messenger RNA of Aegilops tauschii subsp. strangulata, 2704 nucleotides long. Lineage: Eukaryota; Viridiplantae; Streptophyta; Magnoliopsida; Poales; Poaceae. The record is from RefSeq and is a predicted model, not a curated record.